UUCUGAGAUAAUCCUGCACUUUCCAUCUCUUCGCCACACUUUUCUACCACUUUUCCAUCUCCUUUUAUCUCUGCAUAACACCUAAUUCUCUAUAACAUUUCUAUCUGUCUUCUUUCAUCAGCUUCUCCAUACCUCUGUUGCUCAGCUCAUCACUCCCCCAGUUUUCAGCCCAUUCCGCUCUCCUUCCCUCUCUUUCUAUUUCUCACUUGCAGAGACUUUCUGUUCUUUUCCUGAAAUCUUGGGGGAACUUUUCAAAAUAAGGGAGACUGAGAAUCAUGGAUGUUGACAUGAUGAAAUCAUCAUCAUCAUCAGGAGAGGAACACAUGGACAUGAUGACAAUGAUGAUGCAGAUGGAAAAGCUUCCUGAUUUCUGUGAGCCUUUCCACAGUACCUCUACUUCUACACUGCAGGAAACCCAAUUCUCCAAUGGAAAUCCCACUAGCAUUGUAACCUCACCACCUACUCAUCAUAACCCACAUGCCACUUCACCGCCAAUCAUCAGCCCACCUCCUUCCAUGCCAUUUAUGACCACUUCAAUGCAAGAACCAUUGACAGGAUCUCUCCAACCCAAUAUGGUCACUAGCAAAUUCAAGUUUCUCCCUCCAUUCACAAAUGUAAACUCUUUCUUAUCUUCAAUGGAGAAGAAGAACUCUACUUCAGCAAUUAGAGAGAUGAUCUUUCGCAUAGCUGCAAUGCAGCCCAUCCAUAUUGACCCAGAAUCGAUAAAGCCUCCAAAGAGAAGGAACGUGAAGAUAUCCAAGGAUCCACAGAGUGUGGCAGCCAGGCAUAGAAGGGAAAGAAUAAGCGAGAGGAUAAGGAUUCUGCAGAGACUAGUGCCAGGAGGAACCAAAAUGGACACUGCUUCUAUGUUAGAUGAGGCUAUACAUUAUGUGAAGUUCUUGAAGAAACAAGUGCAAUCUUUAGAACAAGCUGGGGCUAAUAGACCAACAGCUGGUUUCCCAUUCUCAGGAUUGACAGUGCCUAACAUAGGUUACUCUUCUUUGGUGAAGAAUUGCCAGCCAGCUCCAAACACGGUGGGCUCAAUGCUCAGAUGAGAGAGAAAAAUUGGGUACAUAUGAGUUAAUUGUGUACUAGUGGUGGUUUUGAAUCUUGUAAAUUUAUUAAUCAAGAUUGAGUUGUUAUCUUGUUUAAUUUUGCUGUGUAAUUGUAAUGUUCAAGAACAUUUUAUUGAA
Molecule: messenger RNA, 1193 nt
Organism: Hevea brasiliensis (rubber tree)
Lineage: Eukaryota; Viridiplantae; Streptophyta; Magnoliopsida; Malpighiales; Euphorbiaceae
Product: transcription factor HEC1-like
Exons: 1
Coding region: 276-1055 (259 amino acids)
Biological process (GO): regulation of DNA-templated transcription
Molecular function (GO): DNA-binding transcription factor activity; protein dimerization activity
Source: RefSeq, a predicted model, not a curated record